This is a messenger RNA of Portunus trituberculatus (swimming crab), 4622 nucleotides long. RefSeq names its product mucin-5AC-like. The transcript is spliced from 7 exons. The coding region runs from base 489 to 3218 and encodes 909 amino acids. Gene Ontology annotation, biological process: signal transduction; positive regulation of epidermal growth factor receptor signaling pathway; positive regulation of fibroblast growth factor receptor signaling pathway. The record is from RefSeq and is a predicted model, not a curated record. NCBI's taxonomy places the organism in Eukaryota, Metazoa, Arthropoda, Malacostraca, Decapoda, Portunidae.
CACUCGCGUCAGUUGCCUCGUAGUUCUCAGCGUGGCCGCACUGACUUUCAUCCUCUGUGGGCUUUGUGUGACUGCCGUGGUGAACGCUGGUGCUGAUUUGAAGGAGUGCGCGUGUCUAAGGCUUAAUCAAUCAUGACUACAAGUUGUCUAUAUUCAUGGGUAACCUUGUGUGUGCGUGGCGACAGUGGUGCAGUACUGCGGUGGUGAUGGCGUGGUGAACAGAGCUGGGAUGUGUGGUGAGAUGCACUAAGAGUUUACGAAAGAGUGGACAUUGUGACAAAGAAGAUACUGUUUUCUGUUUUUUUAUUUGGUUGUUCCUGUGUUUGCUUCCCUCGCACACUGCAAGAUCAGGUUUACAAGAGUGGAGUGAGCAGUAGAAUGACAAACAGGACAAUUUUUGCUCUUCGUUUUGCUAUUUCUGUAUUUGCUUCCCUCACACGCCGCAAGAUGGUCACAGCCGGUGGUUCAACUGUCAUGCCGAAAUCGCUAUGCUAAAGCACGCCAGCCCUCUGAGGUCCUCCCCCGGCCAGUCCCGCACUACCCCAGACGAGGACGCCCCUGCAGAGGACCAUCUCAACCUGCGGGACUCGUACAGUGAGCGUGGCGUGGACUGCGACAGCCUGGUAGUCCCUUCGUCCUUUGCACAGGCUGAAAAGGCGGCAGGCUAUCAGGUGGGAACGUGGUCAGGGGUGUCGCAAGCCAGUGUGCGCCGCGGCCUGUCCUUCAGCUCCCGCCGCGCCCCUGACGCCAUCUCCUUUAGGUCAGUGCGGAGCGAAGGACAGCCCGCCUCGCCAGACACAGGGUCGCCCGCCAACUCCAGCAUGACCAGUGUGGCGGCCCUCAGGAGGGAGGAGGCGUCGCAGGGCUGCGAGGGAGGCAUGCAGUACAUGAAAGGCGACAUGCCGAGCCUCAAGAGUCUGCUGCGGCUGCCUGGGGUGCGGGGUCACGCCAGGAUCAUCGAGGUCACCAAGGAUGGUGUGCUGCUCUCUCCAGAGACUCUGAGUCUCAACUCCGCCGACAGCUUCUUCUCCGCCCACAGCGGCAGGACAUCCUCCAGGAGCUGGUCCUCCAACGCCUCCUCCAACUCCAGCGGCACCAACGCCUCCUCAGGGUCCAACUCAUCCACCUCGGAGCCCACCUCGACCACCAUUCGUGUGUUCGCCAAGUGCCUUCGUUCGGACAUCGAGUACAAGACCAUCUCAGUGAACACAAGGGCGUCAUGUAGGGAGGUUGUCGCACUCCUCCUCUCCAAGUACCGCAUGAGACAUCGAGACCCGAACCUCUUCUAUCUCACUAUGGAGGUUACUGUGCGCAGGUGUUCGGGUGCGCCAGUAAGGUCCCUGUUGGUGCUGGAGGACGGUGCGAGGCCAGCCCAGUUAGCUCUGUGCAGACCACCUGGGGACUCACGCUUCGCUCUGCAGAUGCGCCGUGGGGGAGUGGUCAAGAUUCACGAUACUGUUCUCAUGCCUGGAUCCCAGUACAAGUCGCUGCUGGUGUCAGACAGAACCACGGCCGAAGAUGUGGUGCAGCUGCUGUUAAACUGUUACAGCAGGAGGGAUAACAAGACUUACUACGCCAUUCAUGAGGUUCGGCGGAGUCCUGAAUUUAGUGACCGUAUGAUCCAGGCGGAGGAGAGGCUGCUGGAGGUGAAGUCGAGGUGGCCGAGGGACAGACAAGCGGAGUUCGUCUUUGUUCUAAGGCGUAACAUGGCCCAAGCUCUCUCCCUCCGCAAGUUAGCAUUGCGGACAACAGAGAUGAAAUGGGUGGGAGAUGGUACAGGAGAGACUGUGGGCGGCUCCGCGACUCACACCCAGCCCUCACAACCCACCCAACCCACCCACCACACCCACCACGCCCAACACCCCCACCAUACUCAACCUAACCCAUCCUCACAUCCCGCCCAUCACCACCUAAAGACCCAACACCCAUCUCAACCCAUGCCACAUCCUAAGCCCGCCCACCAGGCCACGCCCACACCCACGCCCCAAACCGUCCCUCCCACCCGUCACACUGUACUAGAGGGCGCUGUGAUAGACUGCACUGAUGUGACGCCCAGAAUGACGGCUAUUAAUACGACAAAGCAAGCUCCUGUCACCGCCUCCGUCACCGCCUCCGUCGCCGCCGCCUCUCGUGUCCAGAGUGGUCCCCCUGCCCGCCCACCUCCGCCCGUCACCGCCCAUGUCAUUCCACCUGCUACUCAUGCUCUUCCUAACGCCCACGCACUUCCAGCAACUACUCACGCCCAUAUCAGCGCCGCCCAUGGACAUCCAGCACCUACCAAUGGCCUUUCUAGCACCCAUGGCCCACCCACGGUUACUCACGGUCAUCCCAUCGCCGCCCAUGGACCUCCAACAACCACCCAUGUCCUUCCUAACGCCCAUGGUCCACUUCCAUCCACUCACGCCCAUUCUGUCGCAGCCCACGGACCUCCACCAACUACCCACGCCCAUUCCAGCACACACAGACCUCCAGCAGCCACUCACACCCAUUCCAACACCGCCCAUGGUCCACCCACUAAACGCACCCAGAUAUCCACUCAUCUACCUCCUCCUAUGUCCACCGCCCACGCUAAUGCACAAUCUCACGCCCACGUUCACGCCCAAACAGGUACCAGGGACUCCGCUACCAACACUGAGGUGAAAACAGUGUCCAACAACAGCACGCAAACUGUUCUGUCCAGGAAAGUUGUGACACAUCCACCCCCACACCCACCUCCACCACCGCCACCACCACCACCUCCACCUCAAACUCCACUCACCAAAGCUUCUCAGUCCACUAACACUCUCAUUCCUAGCUCCUCAACUCUAGUUACUCUCUACCUCAAUUCUUCUCCUUCCUCCCCUCCCAACUACCCCCCACCCCCGCCCCCCACUGAGGAAGGGAACAGUGCCCCCUCUAUACCACAAGAAGAAAGUGAGAGAAGAGAGAAUGCAGUGAAAUCCUCUGAAGGUUAUCUUAGUUCCUCCCCUCCUUCAUCUUCCUUCUCUUCGUGUCCUUCAUAUCUAUCAAAUACAAUUAUUUCUUCCUCCACUACAUCCACUGCCUCCUCCACUUCAUCCUCCCUCCAAACUACUGUCAUCUCGUCUUGUACUACCUCCUCUUCCUCUUCCCUCCCAGCCACUGCCAUCACCUCAUUCUGUGCCUCCUCCUCCUCUUCCUCCUCCCCGUCCUCCUCCUCCACGUGUAAGCAUAACUGUCAACACUGUUUCUACAUCUGACGGUGAGUGUGACGUGCAUGGCGGUGCGUGGCCUGUGCUGUACGUGUACAUGUGUCAGUGUACAUGCUUCGUGUCGGCGUGUACGUACGUGUUCUUACUGUGUCACCUUGAAGAGAGAAAGAAUGCAACUUUUUUUGGAAUUGGAAAUAUUUGAAAUGUAUAUAUAUUCUGCUAAAACCCAAAGAAAUGUUGAAUCUGUGCAGUGUGGAGAGAAAAAAUAUGAACUUUGCAAGAUGAUAAAAAUGAAAGAGAGAAUGAGAAAACGAAUGAAAAGUAAUGGAAUGUAAUAGAAAUAUAGCCAAACAUCGAUAAACCAAAAGAAAUGCUGAUUCAAUAAACUGUAGACAAUUAUGAUGAAUCUCAGUAUGAAUGAAAGAUGAUUGAGACUGGAAAAAAAAAAAAACGACGGAACAGCAUAAAAAGAAAAAAUAAAUAAACAAGAUAAAAUAAUACAUUGACUUGGUAGAGUAUAGUUACCCCUGCGGUGUCUCUACAGGCAAGUGGAAACAAACACUGCGUAUCCAUAAAGUUACUGAUGAAACUACUUCAAUUCCAGUCAUCAGUUCUCUUUCGAAAAACGACUUAAGUAUGCAGUGACUCACAAAUAUUACAAUACUCAAAAUUAUACCUUUGAAAAAUGAAAUACAGUGAAUGAGAAUAGUGUUAUGAUAUCUAGACUUCUCUCACUCUCCUAUACAGUGCAAAGGGUACGUAGAUUGUAACCUUGUGAUGGUGAAAUGGUGAAUAGCUAGAGAUUCUCGUCAGCUGAAAGGUUGUAUGGUGAAGCUUCCCCUUGUAUAUGGUGACCCUUUGUAUAUAUAGUGAUCCGGUGACCUUAAGGAAACACUCUGGCCUUCUAUUGUACAGUAAAAAGGUCAGACAGAUACUGUAAAUAAAGGUUGUUUAUAAUAUUUCUCCUUCGUCUUGUUUCUGAAGUGGUGUUAUUGGAGAGUGUUGUGUGAAGUGAAGAGUGUUGCUGUGGAGUUGUGAUACGGUUGUGGUGGUGCUGAGUGGUGCGGAGGACAAUGGUUUAGUGGCGUGGUAAUGCGGUGAACAGUGGUGCAGUGCGAUAGGGAUGUGGAGUGGACACAGUUGUGGUGCCGAGUGUGGUAGCGUGGUGGACUGGAAGACAUUGUGGUGGUGCGGUGGACAGUGGUGCGGUAAUAUGAUGGAGUUAACUGCUGUGGUGGUGUGGCGAAGUAUGGUGGUGUGAAGUGUGGUAGUGUGGUGGAGUGUUCCGUGUAGCAAUCAAAUCACAUCCUUUCCUUCUCGCAGCUUUAUCUUGUAACCAAAUAUAUGUUUAGUGUUACGUACUGACAAACAGACAUUCGCUCGCUCGGUGAUGUGUGGAUUGACUUUAGAGAAUCUUGUACUAGAACUCAAAUAAAAAAUAAAUUUGUUUAC